This is a messenger RNA of Symbiodinium sp. CCMP2592, 957 nucleotides long. The record is from the annotation of a GenBank genome assembly. NCBI's taxonomy places the organism in Eukaryota, Dinophyceae, Suessiales, Symbiodiniaceae.
AUGUCUCCGGCGAGCUAUGACCCUCUACAAAAGGAGGACCUACAUGACUUCACAGUAUGGGACGAGAUGGAAAGGAAGCAGCUUUUGGGAUCAACGGCCAGGAGGUGCUUCGAAUGCUUCAGCUUCGGACGUGUAGGCUGGCUGUGGGCGCUUGUGACAUUUGCGUUUUGCAUCUACGGUGCUGUAUGUCCCAAUGUAGAUCUAGUCGGCAUCUAUGGAGAGAAGGCAGCCCGCAUGGUGGCCCUGAUGCUGGGCUUGUCCACCUUGUGUUCCAUGAACGCAACAAAGGAAGCUGCACGCCUUCUGGAAAGCAAGGAAUUUGGACAGCUGUUGAGCAACUACGAGACUCGCACAGCUCAAGAAGACGGUCAUCACGUGCGCCAAGGCAUAAUAUGCAUAGUUUUCGGCCUCGUGACUGGUAUCUUACUUUGGCCCGCGAUCGGAUCAGACAAGAGUUACCUCGCGGUAUGGCUUGCAUUGCUAGAUUGGAUGACGAUUUAUUCACUUGGCUACAAACAUGUCCUGGUCUCGGUAAAAAAAUUGAGCAAGUGCCUUGUGCAGAAGUUGGUCGACGACAUGCAUGAUGGUCCGCAGGGAUGGAAGGGCACCGGCAAGUUCUGGCAGGAUAUGACAGAGAAACACAAGGAUAUGGACCGCAAGCUUGAGAGUGCCUGGACUCUUGCCAGCUGGGUUUUUGCACCCGAGGUGGCUUCCUUGGGGCUUUUCGCUAUGAUGGCUUUGGUGGCUUGCUUGUCUUCAGCUGUCAACAGCACGAAUGGUCUUCUGGCUCUUGCCAGUUUGCUUGGUGUAGUCCCGCCGCUGUAUAGCUUCGGAACAAAACUGCAGGAAAUGGCCAACAUCACAAACAUGUGUAUGUCAACAGCUUCUACAGUCUACAGAUUCUACAAGCAAAGACCAAAGCAUCAUGUGGUUAGCAAUAUCACAGUCCGGCCAUAG